AUGUGGCCCGGCCAGGCCAUGACCCUCAAGGUCAACCAGGUCGUCCACCACGAGAAGUCCAAGUACCAGGAUGUCCUCAUCUUCGAGUCGACCGACUACGGCAUGGUCCUCGUCCUCGACAAUGUCAUCCAGUGCACCGAGCGUGACGAGUUCUCGUACCAGGAGAUGAUCACCCACCUGGCCAUGAACUCGCACCCCAACCCCAAGAAGGUCCUCGUCAUCGGUGGUGGUGACGGUGGUGUCCUCCGUGAGGUUGUCAAGCACGAGUGUGUCGAGGAGGCCGUCCUCUGCGACAUCGACGAGGCCGUCAUUCGUCUCUCCAAGAAGUACCUCCCCGGUAUGGCUGUUGGCUACCAGCACCCCAACGUCACUACCCACGUCGGUGACGGCUUCAAGUUCCUUGACGACAAGAAGGGCGAGUUCGAUGUUAUCAUCACUGACAGCUCCGACCCUGAUGGCCCUGCCGAGGCUCUGUUCCAGAAGCCCUACUUUGAGCUGUUGAAGGGUGCCCUGAGAGAGGGCGGUGUCAUUACUACCCAAGGUUCCGAGAACCAGUGGCUCCACCUCCCCUUGAUCACCAAGCUCAAGCAGGACUGCAAGCAGGUCUUCCCCAACGUCGAGUACGGCUACACCACCAUCCCUACCUACCCCUCUGGCCAGAUCGGCUUCAUGGUCUGCUGCCUUGACGCCAACCGCGACCUCAAGAAGCCUUUGCGCCAGUGGUCCGAGGCCGAGGAGGAGAAGCUGUGCAAGUACUACAACAAGGAGAUCCACGAGGCCGCCUUUGUCUUGCCCAACUUCGCCAAGAAGGCCCUCAAGUAG
Molecule: messenger RNA, 822 nt
Organism: Aureobasidium musti
Lineage: Eukaryota; Fungi; Ascomycota; Dothideomycetes; Dothideales; Saccotheciaceae
Source: the annotation of a GenBank genome assembly